AUGUCCAAGCUCAGGGACCUGCCUAACGUGACGCUAUUAUUGACGCUUGAUGUUGUCAAGCCAACUGGUAUCAAGGCUGCCGUUGAAGCAGUCUCAAGGAAGACGGGUGGCACUUUGAAUUACUUAAUUAGUAAUGCCGGACAUAAUCAUUUCAUGCCAAUCCUAGACGAGGAUCUAGACACAGUUAGAAACCUCUUUGACAUCAAUUCCAUAGCUCCACUUGCUCUUACGCAAGCUUUUGCCCCUUUACUUAUCAAGUCUAAGGGCAUGGCUGUAUAUAUUACCUCCAUCGCUGGACACUAA
Messenger RNA from Daldinia vernicosa, 303 nucleotides. RefSeq lists its product as uncharacterized. The transcript has a single exon. Gene Ontology annotation, biological process: phosphatidic acid biosynthetic process; triglyceride catabolic process. The record is from RefSeq and is a predicted model, not a curated record. Gene Ontology annotation, molecular function: triacylglycerol lipase activity; acylglycerone-phosphate reductase (NADP+) activity. Gene Ontology annotation, cellular component: endoplasmic reticulum; lipid droplet. Bases 1 to 303 code for a protein of 100 amino acids. Lineage: Eukaryota; Fungi; Ascomycota; Sordariomycetes; Xylariales; Hypoxylaceae.